AAAGGAAUGUCAUGAGGCAAAAGAGAAGUUAUAGCCAGACUGCAAAAUACAUAAGCCGAAACUAACGGAAUCGCUUCUGUAGAGGGUUGAAGUUUGAGGAGUUUAUCGCUAGCUAGUCAACGAUCAUUGCUAGAUCAAUCAUUCCAAAAAGCUUUUUAAAAGUGUAACAGACCAGGACUGUUGCGGGGUUGGUGCUGUGCAUCGUCAGUCGAAGGGAAGGAUACAAUUAUGUGGCACAACAGUUCUUAUGACGCUAUUCAAAGUUUCCCUCGACAACCCACGAAACAGCACAAAUUCUAUCGCCUGGGAGCAAUUUAUUUGAGAAACAAAUACCAGCCGCUCUUGUGCCAUUCAAAGUACACGACUACAAACAAAUCCUGAAACAGCAAUGAACUCAGCUCAGACUUAAUUAAAAAAACAACGAAAGAUCCCUGCUGCAACCCUUCCCGCUGAUCAACACGAGAGACGAGUCAACUAAAUUAUUGUGAGGAACGAACUUUCCGCCCAACAGAGGGGUACCGUACCGGUACUGGUCACCGGUACGUACUAGUAUCCACUUUGCUGGCUUUUGUGCUCGGUACUGGUACCGAAUGAAUAGCCGAAGAUCAAUGACCAAGUGACCCUUUGUGCCUUCCAUGCGAACCCACUGGAGAACUCAAUGUCCUCGUCACUUUUCCCACCAAAACGAAGCAACCUUAUUGUGCUGCCAAGCACGUGUAGGGCAAUCUCAGUGAGGCGUGUCGCUGUAGAUGUGUAACCACCACCCCAGCCAUAUAUUCUUCAUGUACAUGCUGUCACGGCAAUUGAUUAUUAUGAAACCUUCCAUGUGAUACAUGACGCUAAACAUCCAGUAGGAGCCAAAGAUACCCGUCAACGAACGGUGACAAGUCAUUGGUUGUCCUUGGUUUACUUUUGGUUGGUUCUCACUGCCGUGAGGAGCUUUCCCAGUGAUGCCCAGUAUGGCAUUUUGAUCUUUGAUUUUUUGCGCUACUCUCACAAAACAUACAGUAGAAUAGAGAGGCCACUUCGUUUGACCUGCCGAAAGAAAUCAAUCAAAUUUUGGACCAACUUAAAUACACAAGCAAGAUGAUGGACGCUUCGAUCAACAGCUACAGCAGCCGCGGCAACAACGCACGGGCACGCCCAGCUUUCCUCCCCGUUCAAGACUUGGAGGAAGGACAAGUUCCUGUGGCUCCUACGCCGCCAGCACCGACCGAUGCCUGUCUUGGUGGGUUAGAAGCGCCAACGGCAGAAAACACGGCCAAUUCAGAAGGAGACAGCCUGAUUGAACAAGUUGGUCAAGACUUGCUGGAUUCGUAUGAUCGUGACGUGAAUAAGGAAGAUGACAAUGGCGAUGAAACUGAAGGCAAAUAUGACGAUGAAGCGAUCGCAGAGAAGAAGAAACAAAUCAGGAACGCCAUGGGAUGUUUUGCGGCUUUUGCCAGUGUCGUAAUCAUCACGAUUGUGUUGAUCUUUUUGCUCAGAGACAAGCGUCAUGUAGACGAAGUGUACAUGAGGGCGUUGGUCCCCAAUUACACUCUUUGGGCAUUCAAUGAUACCAACUCGUCCCAAUCAGAGGCCCUCCAGUGGGUAUUGGCUGAUCCAGACUUGCAAGAGUAUCCUGACGGACGCUUGUUGCAACGCUUGGCCUUGGCCACUCUGUUUCACGCCCUCAAUGGCACGUCGUCCUGGAAGCAAGCCGAUGGGUGGCUCAACUAUUCCCAUCACGAAUGUGAAUGGACUACGGCACCCCUUCAGCCCAAAUCGGUCCACGAUCACUUGCUCUUGGAAGCCUUGGGUGGAGACCAAGACGAUGUUCAGCCGGGACGUCAAGCACCACAGCCCUGUCAAUUGGAGGUUGUUGGGGACGAUGAAGCCUUUGUUCUGGGACCCUACGAGCACUUGGAACUCUACGAAAACCAUCUCGUAGGAAACCUCCCUCCUGAAGUGGCAAUCUUGACGGCCUUGAAGACGUUGGUGCUGGAUGCCAACUCUCUCACUGGAUCUCUUCCCACCGAGAUCAGAACCAUGUCCAAGUUGGAGAUUCUGAGCUUGCGGGACAACGAGCUCACGGGACGCUUGCCGGGGAUGGAAAAGCCCAACAAUCUCAAGACCCUCGUAUUGAGUGGCAACCAGUUCACUGGAACACUCGGACCCGAGCUGCAGAAUAUAACGCACAUUGAAAACCUUGUCUUGGACCGAAACAAGUUCCAAAACGCAACCCUACCAACCGAACUCGAUCUCCUUAGUCGAUUGGAGUGGCUCUCAUUGUCCGGUAAUGCCUUCCAUGGAGCUCUACCAAACAACUUGACAUCGGUGGGCACGUUGAAGCGUUUGGAUCUUUCCGUGAACCACCAUUUGACCGGAACCCUUCCAGCCUCCUGGGAGUUUAUGGAGAACCUGGAAGAGUUGCGCCUCGAUACAAAUUCCAUUUCGGGAUCAAUCCCUCAUCAUUGGGGUCCAGGUAUGACCAAGAUGGUGGCGUUGCAGUUGGCAAGCAAUAAGAUCCACGGGGAGAUUCCCAGUACGUUGGGGCAGUGGACUGCGCUCCGCGAGUUUGUCGCCGACCACAACGACCUCUAUGGGCCUCUCCCCCACACCAUGGGAGCAUGGACUGACCUCGAACUCCUCCUGUUGAACUCGAAUCAUAUCACCGGCUUGAUGCCGUCCGAAAUAGGAUUGCUUACGAAACUAGAAGUCCUCCGUAUCUCCAACAAUGAGAUGAAGUUCAUGUUGCCAAGGCAAAUGGGGCAACUGACAGCUCUCGAGCACUUGGAGAUUGCGGACAACAAAUUCAUGGGAGAAAUUCCCGAAAUUGGAUCUUUGACCAAGUUGAUCUCCCUGCUCAUGUAUCACAACAACUUGGGAGGCUCCAUUCCUGCCACUCUUGGUAAUCUGACCGAGCUAAGGACCCUAGAGCUUCAAGGGAACAGCCUGACGAAUGUCUUGCCACCCCAUGCGAUGGAAGGCUGGCAAAAACUCUCAAUCCUUUCGUUGCACGGCAACAAACUCCGAGGUCCCUUGCCAUCUGAAAUUGGACUCUUGUCCGGCCUGGAGAAGCUGUCCUUGGAAGACAAUCGUUUCAAUACUUCUCUGCCAUCCGAGAUUGCCCAGCUGUCGCUCCUGGUCAACCUUCAGUUGAAUGAGAAUCAGUUCUCGGGCGAGCUUCCGAGUGAAGUGGGCUCCAUGUCGCGACUGCAUUCCGUGGGGAUCAAUGACAACCACUUUUCGGGCCAGAUUCCCACAGAGCUUGGUUUGUUGAACCAUGCCGUUGCGUUCCGCCUGUCGACGAACAACUUCAAUGGAACCAUCCCAAGCGAGUUUGGUCAACUAACCCAAAUGAAAGAGCUAACCAUGGACAACAAUCGAAUUGGCGGCUCGUUGAUCACCGAGUUCGGUCUUCUUUCGAACAUGACAGCCCUGUCAAUCGGAAACAACUCGCUGACAGGAACCUUGCCGGUCGAUAUCGUCCAAGCCUCGAGUCUGAUCAAUUUCCACUUGCAUGGAAAUCGCUUGAACGGUACAAUCCCAACAGAGCUGGGACUCUUCCCAAUCUUGCUCACCAUGCGUCUCGACUGGAAUAGACUCUCCGGUAACAUUCCCAGUGAACUUGGAUUGAUGAGCGAUUCGUUGCAGCUUUUGGACGUGAGCUCCAACCAUCCCAUAAAUGGGACCUUGCCUUCCGAGAUUGGCCAAUUGAGCAAGCUGUCGCAUUUCCUGGCCUACCUAACCCAUCUCCAUGGUGAGGUCCCCCAAGAAGUUGCCGACUUGGCCGUCACGGGCAAGCUGGAGAACUUUCAUGUUCAACGGACUUUGCUGUACGGAACCCUACCUCCAGAAAUGUGCGAAAUCCGAGAUCUUACAUUUGACUGUCGCGGUGCCCUCUGUGGUUGCCAUUGCGAAUGUGGAUCGCACUUGGUUUCGGUCAGUGUGAAUUGCUUGGAGACCCCGGAGAAGUGUCGCCUGUAGGGCGACUUGUAUCCAUUUCUUUUAUCCGCAUCCAUAUAUCUUAGAAACUUACUUGCUACAUGGACUAGAGUAAACUAUUAUAAAGCAUCUACAUCCUU
Seminavis robusta is the source of this 4067-nucleotide messenger RNA. NCBI's taxonomy places the organism in Eukaryota, Bacillariophyta, Bacillariophyceae, Naviculales, Naviculaceae. The record is from the annotation of a GenBank genome assembly.